Molecule: messenger RNA, 1713 nt
Organism: Trypanosoma brucei brucei TREU927
Lineage: Eukaryota; Euglenozoa; Kinetoplastea; Trypanosomatida; Trypanosomatidae
Exons: 1
Coding region: 1-1713 (570 amino acids)
Source: RefSeq, a predicted model, not a curated record
AUGUCGAGCAAUCGCAUGUUUGCCGAUGUGCCAACGUAUCGCCGUGGGUACGUCUCGCCUUCUGGUGUGAAGGUGUUGUACAGCAAAGACUGGGCGAAGCACCAUCCACUCGAGGGCGACGGGCUGAGGCCACAACUUUACCUUCAUUUGUGGAAGAAGAAUAAAGGCAGUGAGAGCCGCCUGAAGAAUGUGCGCUUACCCGACACGGUGGUGUACGAACACAAUUUCCCGCGAGCAUGGUACACAUACGACGCCGAAGCGCGUGAGAUUAACAAACAUCCGGGAAAGAUGCUGGACGCCCAAUCCAUCUACCAACAUUUCAGCCGGCCCACAGCAGGGUAUGAGAUUGUGGCACAAUUCCUCACCACUUGCCCUGUGGACGACCCAGAAUCCCUCACACCAAAUGGAGAACUGAUCUCUUACUCGGAAAUCUUCACUGCCGAGACGCUCCGUGAAUUUCUCUUUAAUAAAUCACGAAAGCCCGACGGCAUCCUGCAGAAGUUUGUGCCUCCAAAGGGCGAGACGACGAUGCGGCGCAACGCGCAGCUACAGGUAUCUUGGUCACCACUCAUGGCGGUAGUGUACAAACGAACAAACAAGUACAGACUAGACGAUCAUCGCGUGCCCGUUCAUAUGCGCGCUGCAACUUUUGACGGCGAUAAUCACCUGAGUGAACUAUCCCUUGUUGCCGACGAAACAAAGGGUCGUUUAGACCUCCUUUGUCGGGAGGUGGUUGACCAUGUGUAUUUUACUGACCGCAAGUUGAUCACCCGAAUGGUAUUGCAUUUCCGUAUAGAUGAUGAUAACCGACCGUGGUUACUCUGGUGCAGCUCCCUGCGUGUGUCUGGUGAUAGCUUAAAUCCACGUACCGUCCGCAUUCCAGUCACACUCACCAUGCGCGUGGAGAUGCUGAACAAUGGUUCCUCUACAAAAGAUCGGAUAAAGAAACGGCAGGAUCGGCAGAGGCAUCUGCUCAUUAUGGAUACAGAGCUGUACGAGCUUUCGCGUGACAAUGAUCUUGGCCAUCAAUGUAACGCCUCGCACGUGCGCGAGGCCAAGCGCCUUGGGCUUUCACCAAAGAAAUUACCCAAGACAGGAAACAACCUUAAGGUUCCGUUGAGACAUCCCCUCAGGCCCGCAAUGACCUACUUCGCAGACACACUACUGGAGGAUGCUUUGAGGAACCUGGAAAUAAACUCCGGCCUCCCGUCCCCGACACUCGCUCAGCAGGAGCUUGAUGCCAUGGCACAGAAACAUGCGGGCGCCUCACUGGAAGAUAAACCGGAGGAUCGUGUCAAGAAUGAAUUAACUGCAAUGGCCCUUGACGCGUGGUAUCAGGUGUAUUCCUCCACACUCUCUGAGAGACCACAUGAGAUGCCAACACAACUGGUGGAACUAUCGGAUCCACUUAUGGUUGUUCUGAAACCGGAAGAGUUCAGGAACCUUCUUGAUAUUCUCGGACUGGAGCCCACCGCCAAAGCUUCUGCCGCUCCUGUUUCAGGUGAAGGUGGUGCAGAAACUGGGCAGGCAGGUGGUGAUCCCCCAACGAACACGUUUCGUGUUAAACUGGGGCUACUUCGCCCUGGUAAGAGACUUGACAGACCGCUUAGCAACGCAGAGCGCGAUGUGAGAAAUUUUUUUGAUGAUAUUUUCUCCGAACGGGGUGAGGAGAUCGUGCAGAGGUGCCUCUCUGAAGAGAAAUGGAUUUGGUGA